AGGCAGUGACGAACCACGAUGUGAAGGCCGUCGAGUACUUCCUCAAGGACAGGUUCAAGGCGCACCCCGAGAUCGCCCCGAUCCUGGAGUUCUUCCACUUCGCGUGCACGUCGGAGGACAUCAACAACCUCUCGCACGGGCUCAUGCUGUCAGCCGCCGUGCAGGGCGAGACCGCCUCCCCCACAACGGUCGGCAAGGAGCUGGCCGUCUUCGCCGCCCGGCUGCAAACCCAGCGAGAUCAGAUAUCCGCCAUCGAGCCGCAUGACUACGUGGCGGAGCUGUUUGACGCCGUGUGCCGCUUCAACACCAUCCUCAUCGACCUCGACCGGAAUUUGUGGGGCUACAUCUCCCUGGGGUACUUCCGACAGAGGGACCUCACCGACUCAACUGUCCUCCGCAACCUGGGUGUGGGGCUGGCUCACUCGCUCAUUUCCUACAGCAGCACGGCCAAGGGGCUGAGGAAGCUGGAUCUGGAUGCGGUGAAGAUCGAGGCGGACCUCAACGACGCGUGGGAGGUGCUGGCAGAGCCCAUUCAGACUAGCUAAUCUCACCCAUGUCCAUAUCAAC
Closterium sp. NIES-67 is the source of this 567-nucleotide messenger RNA. NCBI's taxonomy places the organism in Eukaryota, Viridiplantae, Streptophyta, Zygnematophyceae, Desmidiales, Closteriaceae. The record is from the annotation of a GenBank genome assembly.